AUGCAGGUCAAGGUUCGAGGAUUUCGAAUAGAGCUGGAGGAGGUCGAGUCAGCACUGAGCGCUCUGUCAACAAUCAGUCAGGCAGCUACCUCAAUUGCACACGAUCCCCAUGGCGAUCCUCAUUUGGUGGCAUAUGUUGCUCCUGAAAAUCAGAUUGUUGAAAGGGUGAAGGAACAACUGGGGCAGGUGCUUCCAUACUAUAUGGUGCCUUCCAUGAUCAUUACGUUGGAGAAAAUUCCAUUGCUGACAAGUGGAAAGGUGGAUCGAAAAUCGCUCCCACAUCCUGUGUGGACUUCCGACAGUGAGGUCGUGGCCCCGAGAACAGACCUGGAGUACAGGAUUCAUGAGAUAUGGGCAGAUGUGCUUGGCGUGGAAGACAUAAGCAUUCACACAGACUUCUUUGAGCUUGGUGGCGAUUCGCUCAAGGCAGGGUUGAUCACUGCCAAGCUGCGGCAGGCGUUUGGUGUUGAAGUGCCUGGACUUGUUGUCUUCAAGUUCAAGACAAUUGCCACGCUUUCUGAGGCGGUUGAACAGGUUGCGAGCGAUGGAGGCACGCUGGCUGCCCUGCAGCGCCUUGGUGUGACAGAUGCAUCGGGCAUUGUGCUUCCAAAGCACCUCUCCAGCAUCUCAUCAUCUGCUGAAGACGUAGAUCCCAGUACGGGUGUUCCAAUGUCGUAUGGACAAGAGCAGAUGCUGACCAUACAGAAGCUGAUGCCCCAGACGACGGCCUACUCCCUUCCUGUGUCUCUGUACAUCAAGGGUCCGCUGGAUCUGCAGGUUCUCAAACAGGCAUUUGUCAUGCUGACAAAGCGGCAUCAGGUGCUGGGUAUGAAAUUUGCCAGUAAGGACGGGCAUACUGUGAUGAUCACAGAUGCGCACAAACAGCCUGAUCUGCAUGUGCUGGACACGUGUGCUGGCAGUGUGGCAAUGAGCGAAGGGGCAGCAGUCGCAGAUAGCACUGCAUCUGAGCACUUGCAGCAUCUGGCAUCCAUUCCAUUCGACCUUGAGGCUGGGCCGGCAAUCAGGGCAGCACUGCUUCCGCUGGCAAAUGAUGAACAUGUGCUGAUGAUCAUGGCACAUCAUGCCGCACUGGAUGGCUGGUCGACAGGGAUUCUCAUGAGGGAGUUCUGCAUUGCAUACAACGCCACCGUUGCCAGUGAGACCCCAGACUUGGAACCUCUCCCCAUCCAGUACCACCACUUUGCUGCAUGGCAGCGGCGCUGGCUGGGCGAGGGCGCCCUUGAGGAGCACCUGAAGUACUGGAAGAGCAAUCUGGGAGGCGCGCCAGCCCUGUUGGAGAUUCCGACUGACAAGCCACGUGGGCGGGCCAUCACAACCGCGGCCGCUGGGCAUGUGGAUGUUGAGUUUCCUGCUGCUGUGGUUCAGCAGAUGAAGAAGCUGGCUUCAGAGUGUCACGCCACACUGUUCCAAGUACUGUUGGCUGCGUUCGAUGUGCUUUUGACCCGCUACAGUCGCCAGACAGAUAUCGUGGUGGGAACAAUCGUGGCUGGUCGCUGGCACCCUGAGCUUGUUAAUCUCGUUGGGUAUGUUGCUAACCCUGUCCCAAUUCGCGUUGAGUUCCCAGAGCAGCCAACUUUCAGGGGUUUGAUGGGGCUGGUUAAGAGAGCUGCCUUGAGUGCCUUCGAUCAUUCGGUUGUGCCCAUUCAGAAGGUGAUAGAAGCGGUUGGUGCCACAAGGGACGCCUCACACCACCCAGUCUUCCAGGUCAUUUUCAAUCUCCAGAACUUGGAUCUGCUUUCCCAACAGGCGAACAUCACUGGGUGUGAAGUGCAGCCCAUUCCACAGUUCUGCCGGCCUCCACAGAGCCGAUUCGACUUGGCACUGGAACUCGCAGAAACAGAGGGCGUCGUGAAGGGCACAUUCGAGUUCUCAACGGAUCUGUUUGAGCUCAGCACGGUGGCUCGCAUGGCUUCUCAUCUCAGAAAACUGGUGGAGGGGUUGUUGUCAAGCCCUGAUGAACCUCUGGGGGCGAUUUCGAUGUUGACAAGCACUGAACACGACCUCCUGGUGAGAGAGCUUCCGACUGAACACUGUCACAAAUACGAUGUGGGACGCGAGUGCUUGCAUGAGAUGUUCCACCACCAUGCAGAGGCGUCUCCCAAGUCAGCAUGCCUGGUUUUUGGAGAUGAGACCAUGACAUAUGAGGAAGUGGAGAUGGAGUCAAACAGGGUAGCCCAACACUUGAUUGAUCUGGGUGUCUAUGCAGACAGUAAUGUGGGCAUCAUGGCAGACAAGUCGUUGGAGAUGGUUAUUGGAAUCCUUGGAAUUCUCAAGUCAGGGGCCGCAUACACUCCGGUGGAUCCAAAGUAUCCACCCCAGCGGACAGCGGCCAUCGUGGAAGAUGCACGGAUACAAAUCAUGCUGGUGCACACCCGGCAGGAUGUGGAGAGCACAUUGGAAGGACUGCCCGUGCAGGUUGUGCAAGUGGGCUGCGUCCCAGAACAGUUGUCACUGUACCCUAGUGGCCGAUGCUUCUCAGGCAACUUGGCCUACACGAUUUUCACCUCAGGCUCCACAGGCAGACCCAAGGGUGUGAUGGUGCCUCACCGAGCAGUGGUGAACUUCUUGCAGUGGAUGAUGGAGGAGUUCUCUUUGAGCAAGGAUGAUAGAUACCUGCAGAACAUCCACUUCACCUUCGACCUGUCGAUGAUGGAAAUAUGGCUGGCCCUGACAUCUGGGGCCACCCUGAUUCUGCCCGACCCCGAGUUCCACCCUGAGCCAUCUUAUGUGGUGGAUCUCAUCAAGCGGACAGGAGCCACGUUCUGCUGUUCUGUGCCCUCCCUGUUGCGUGGUUUUGCCGACAUUUGUGAACCCCAGGCCUGCCCAAGUCUGAGAGUGCAAAUCUCCUGCGGUGAGGUGCUUCCCGUCCCAGUUGCAGCCAAGUUCCUGGAGAAGCUGCCUCACUGCACACUGGCCAACACAUACGGCCCCACGGAGGCCACCAUUCAUGUGACAAGCCAAACCGUGACCACUGCAGAGCUGAAUGGGCCACUGUCCAUUGGCAGGCCACUGUCUCACGUGGCCAUCUACAUUCUGGACGAGGGACUGCAGCCAGUCCCGAUCGGUGUUCCAGGGGAACUGAUGAUCAGCGGAGCUUGCCUGGCCAGGGGAUACAUCGGCCGCCCAGAAUUGACAGGAGAGAAGUUUCUGAAGAAUCCAUUCUGUCCAAAGGGGAGUGCAGAUUUCCAGAAGAUGUACAGGACAGGCGAUUUGGCUUGCUGGAGUGAGGAUGGCAGGCUCCAUAUCCUUGGACGUGUAGACCACCAGGUUAAGAUACGUGGUUUCCGGAUAGAGCUGGAGGAGGUGGAAUCAGCCCUCAUCACACUGCCAACAGUCAGCCAGGCGACUGCCUCCAUUGCCAACGAUCCCCGUUGGGAUCCCCAUUUGGUGGCAUAUGUGACUCCUGAAGAUCAGGCCAUCGAGAGGUUGAAAGAGCAAGUUGGCCAGGUGCUUCCCUAUUACAUGGUACCAUCGAUUGUCAUCGCCAUGGAGAGAAUGCCUUUGCUGCCCAGCGGAAAGGUCAACCGGAAAGCACUCCCCCAGCCAGUGUGGACCUCCACAAGCGAGGUUGUGCUGCCCAGAAAUGACCUGGAGCAGAGGGUUCAUGAGAUAUGGUCCAGUGUGCUUGGCGUGGAGGACAUCAGCAUCCACACAGACUUUUUUGACCUGGGUGGAGACUCUCUCAAGGCAGGGCUCAUCACUGCCAAGCUGCGGCAGGCAUUCGGCGUUGAGGUCCCUGGACUUGUGGUGUUCAAGUACAAGACGAUUGCCACACUUUGUGAGGCGGUGGAGCAGGUUGCUGGAGACGGUGGCACAUUGGCUGCCCUCAAGACCCUCAGUGUCACAGAUGCAUCUGGUGUUGUGCUUCCAAAGCACUUGUCUAGCAUUUCGUCUUCUUCAGAAGAUGCAAAUAUCGAAUCGGGCGUGGUUAUGUCGUAUGGGCAAGAGCAGAUGUUUACCAUACAGAAGCUGAUGCCCCAGACAACAGCCUACUCUCUUCCAGUGUCUCUGUACAUCAGCGGCCAUUUGGAGCUGCAGGCGCUGAAGCAGGCGUUCGGGAUUCUGACAGCGCGGCAUCAGGUGCUGGGUGUGAAAUUUGCCAGCAAGGGCGAGCAGACCAUGAUGAUCAGGGACCCGCACCAGCAACCUGAUCUGCAAGUGCUGGAGAUGAGCAGCGGCAGCAUUGCAGUAAGGGAUGGGUCGAUGGUGGUGGACAGCACCGCAUCUGAGCGCUUGCAGCAUCUGGCAUCCAUUCCAUUCGACCUCGAGGCUGGGCCGGCAAUCAGGGCAGCAGUGCUUCCACUGGCGACAGAUGAACAUGUGCUGAUGAUCAUGGCACAUCAUGCCGCGCUGGAUGGCUGGUCGACAGGGAUUCUCAUGAGGGAGUUCUGCAUUGCAUACAAUGGCACCAUUGCCAGUGAGACCCCAGACUUGGAACCUCUCCCCAUCCAGUACCACCACUUUGCUGCAUGGCAGCGGCGCUGGCUGGGCGAGGGCGCCCUUGAGGAGCACCUGAAGUACUGGAAGAACAAUCUUGUAGGCGCGCCAGCCCUGUUGGAGAUUCCAACUGACAAGCCACGUGGACGGGCCAUCACAACUGCGGCCGCUGGGCAUGUGGAUGUUGAGUUUCCUGCUGCUGUGGUUCAGCAGAUGAAGAAGCUGGCUUCCGAGUGUCACGCCACACUGUUCCAAGUGCUGUUGGCUGCGUUCGAUGUGCUUUUGAGCCGCUACAGUCGCCAGACAGACAUCGUGGUGGGAACAAUCGUGGCUGGUCGCUGGCACCCUGAGCUCGUCAAUCUCGUUGGUUACGUUGCUAACCCUGUGCCAAUUCGCGUGGAGUUCCCAGAGCAGCUGACCUUCAAGGAUUUGAUGGGGUUGGUGAAGACAGCUGCCAUGAAUGCCUUUGAUCAUUCAGUUGUGCCCAUUCAGAAGGUGAUAGAAGCAGUGGGUGCCGCAAGGGACGCCUCUCACCACCCACUGUUCCAGGUCAUUUUCAAUCUCCAGAAUUUGGAUCUCCUUUCUCAGGAGGCAAACAUGACUGGGUGUGAAGUGCAUCCAAUACCAGAAUUUUGUCGGCCUCUGGAGAGCCGAUUCGACUUGGCCCUGGAACUCGCCGAAACGCAGGGCGCCGUGAAAGGCACCUUCGAAUUCUCCACAGAUUUGUUUAAUUCCGCAACUGUUGCUCGCAUGGCUUCGCAUUUCAGAAAGUUGGUUGAGGGGCUGGUGUCACAUCCUGAUGAGCUUCUGGGGAAGAUCCCGAUGCUAGAUGCCAGAGAGCAUGACCGCCUGGUGGGGGAAUAUGCUGUUGAGGACUGUCACAAGUAUGCUGUGGGCCAUGAGUGCUUGCAUGAGAUGUUCCAUCGCCAAGCUGAGGAGUCUCCCAAAUCAACAUGUGUGCUCUUCAAAGAUCAGUCCAUGACAUACGAGGAGGUGGAGAUGGAGUCAAACAGACUGGCCCAUCACCUGAUUGACUUGGGCGUCUGUGCAGAUAGUAAUGUGGGCAUCAUGGCAGACAAGUCGUUGGAGAUGGUUAUUGGAAUUCUUGGAAUUCUCAAGUCAGGGGCCGCAUACACUCCGGUGGAUCCAAAGUAUCCACCCCAGCGGACAGCAGCCAUCGUGGAAGAUGCACGGAUACAAAUCAUGUUGGUGCACACCCGGCAGGAUGUGGAGAGCACGUUGGAAGGACUGCCCGUGCAGGUUGUGCAAGUGGGCUGCGUCCCAGAACAGUUGUCACUGUACCCUAGUGGCCGAUGCUUCUCAGGCAACUUGGCCUACACGAUUUUCACCUCGGGCUCCACAGGCAGACCCAAGGGUGUGAUGGUGCCUCACCGAGCAGUGGUGAACUUCUUGCAGUGGAUGAUGGAGGAGUUCUCUUUGAGCAAGGAUGAUAGAUACCUGCAGAACAUCCACUUCACCUUCGACCUGUCGAUGAUGGAAAUAUGGCUGGCCCUGACAUCUGGGGCCACCCUGAUUCUGCCCGACCCCGAGUUCCACCCUGAGCCAUCUUAUGUGGUGGAUCUCAUCAAGCGGACAGGAGCCACGUUCUGCUGUUCUGUGCCCUCCCUGUUGCGUGGUUUUGCCGACAUUUGUGAACCCCAGGCCUGCCCAAGUCUGAGAGUGCAAAUCUCCUGCGGUGAGGUGCUUCCCGUUCCAGUUGCAGCCAAGUUCCUGGAGAAGCUGCCUCACUGCACACUGGCCAACACAUACGGCCCCACUGAGGCCACCAUUCAUGUGACAAGCCAAACCGUGUCCACUGCAGAGCUGAAUGGGCCACUGUCCAUUGGCAGGCCACUGUCUCACGUGGCCAUCUACAUUCUGGACGAGGGACUGCAGCCGGUCCCGAUCGGUGUUCCAGGGGAACUGAUGAUCAGCGGAGCUUGCCUGGCCAGGGGAUACAUUGGUCGCCCAGAACUCACAGAAGAAAAGUUCUUGAAGAAUCCGUUUUCUUCCCCAGGCCAUGCUGACUAUGAGAAGAUGUAUCGCACGGGUGACCUGGCAGCCUGGAGCGAAGAUGGCUGCUUACAAAUUCUGGGUCGGGUGGAUCACCAGGUCAAGGUGCGGGGCUUCCGCAUAGAGUUGGAGGAGGUAGAAUCUGCGCUGGCUGCUGUGCCUGGCGUAUCCCAGGCCACAGUCGUGUUGAAGCACGAUCCCUCUGGCGACGCGCACCUGGUCGCAUACGUUGCGCCAGAAGGGCUGGCGGCUGACUUCCUCAAGGGCCAAAUGAGUCAAGUGCUGCCAUACUACAUGUUGCCUUCCCUCGUGCUGAUGCUCCCUGAGUUGCCUCUGUUGCCUAGUGGCAAGGUGAACAGGAAAGGCCUUCCAGAGCCACAGUGGACAGCCCAGGGAGACAAGGAAUACUUUCCACCAAGGAAUGCUCUGGAGCAACAGAUCCAGAAAGUGUGGGAAGAUGUGCUGUCUCUGCAGAACAUCAGCAUUCAUGCAGAUUUCUUCCACCUUGGCGGAGACUCCCUGAAGGCCGGAAUGGUCAGCGCAAAGCUGCGCCAAAUAUUUGGCGUGCAGGUGCCUGGCCUGCUGGUGUUCAAGUUCAAGACCAUCAGCAGUCUUUCGGAGAUGGUGAAACAGGUGGCUGGUGACAAUCUGGACAACCUUGCGGACCUCACCCGUGAGACCCCGCUGGGGCCAGCUGGCUUCACCGACGAGCAGCUGGAGGCAGGUGUGCCUGUUUCGUUCAACCAGUGCCGGAUGGUUGGGCUGCACGAGGCGGACCCACAGAGCACUGCCUACAACAUUGGUGUGUGCCUGAGCCUGAAGGGCAAACCCAACUUGGAGGCAUUCGAGCGGGGUGCGCAGUAUGUGGUGCAGCGACAUGAGGUGUUGCGCAUGAGGUACAGGCGGGUUGAGGAGGACUGGCAGCAGUACAGGGUGGCCGAGGCAGACGCCCUGUCCCUUGAGUAUAUGGAUCUGAUGGAGGCGCCCACGGCACAGGGACUUGACAGCGUUCUUGCGGACAAUGCUGUUCGUCCUUUUGACCUGUUUGGAGGACCGUUGGUUCGGGCUUUGGUGAUGAAGGUCAAAGAGGACGAGUUUGUGUGGCUGAUUUGCACACACCAUGUUGCCUUCGACGGCAUGUCUGUUAUGAUCCUUGCCCAGGAGAUUGCUGCCACCUACAGUGCAUUUGCCAAUGGGACGGAGUGUGGCUUGCUACCACUGCCCCUUCAGUACCAUGACUAUGCUUACUGGCAGCGGCAGUCGCUUAUGAGCUCCCCUCCAGAUGUUGAUUACUGGGUGAGCCAGCUGAAGGACAUGCCUGCUCCAUUCAGCAUGGUCCCAGGGCUGGAGGCAAAGGCGAAAACAGGCAGCGCACCUGCACGGGGCGAAGCAGGGGUUACCAUUGCUAAGGAUCUCACCACUGGUUUGAACAAGUUGGCACUGGACAAUGGAGCCACGGUGUACAUGACUCUCCUUGCCGGCUUCAGCUGGAUGCUCAGCCGUGCAAGUGGCGAAUCGGACAUCGUCAUUGGGUGCCCUUUCGCAGCGGGAAGGCUGCGCGAGGAGGUUAUCCAGCUCGUGGGGUACUUCGUGAAUCCGCUGCCCAUUCGCAUCAAGGUGGACAAAAGCGCCACGUUCAGGGACCUGCUCCUUGCCACCAAGGACGUGGUCCUGUCUGGCUUCCAGCAUGGGCAGGUGCCUUUCCACAAGAUGCUGCAGGUCACAGGCACGAAAUAUGAUGCUGGUGUCCACCCUCUGUACCAGACGGGGCUGGUGCUGCACGAGGGUGUUCCAGACCAGGGAUCCAUGGAGAUUGAUGGGCUAAGUGUCGAGGUGAUGACGAACGUGGCCUUCCAGAAUCAUGCCAAGCUGGACUUGGGGAUGGAGCUCUUCGAGGGGGAUGCUGGUUUGAGGGGCACUGUGGAGUACAAUGCGGACAAGUACGGGCAUGAGGACGUCAAGGGCUGGAUCGACAGCUUCUUGGCGAUUCUCCGAGCAGCGCGAGAGCAGCCUGACACGAUUUUGGAGGACUUGGCGGGUUUGAUGGGAUAG
This is a messenger RNA of Ostreobium quekettii, 8523 nucleotides long. The record is from the annotation of a GenBank genome assembly. NCBI's taxonomy places the organism in Eukaryota, Viridiplantae, Chlorophyta, Ulvophyceae, Bryopsidales, Ostreobiaceae.